AAGUAAAGAGCAAAAAUCAAGGGGGAGAAGUUGGUGUGGUAGACCAGCUGUGACUGUCGGCGUAUGUGUGCUCUUUCUUUCUCUCUCUAGACGCGUCAUCUUAGAGAGAGAGAGUGUGUGUGUGUAGUUUUUCUUUCUUCUUAUUCUUCCUGUUCUUCGUUUUCAUUUUCGGCACAAGAAAAAAGUAACCUCAUCAUUGCAGUUUCUGCGCAAGAUAAUUGCGCUGUGUAAUUCGCAUUAUUGUUAUCAUUACAGCGUUGUGAGAGUGUGAGAGAGAAGUGAGUGUGGGGGAAGCACUAUUGCAUUGAUUGCGGAGACACGUUAGGGAUGGUCAUAAGCGGAGAAGGAUAGCGUCGCACGUGGUUCCGUUGCGGAAGCAAUGUAGAAACGGUUUAGGCGCCGUCGCCAGAGUUCGGAGGGUGGAUUUCGUUCUGAGCGUAACCGGUUUAUCGCAAUUGGAUCGGGAGCGCGAUGGAGUCGAGGAUGGAUCACUACGAGAUCAUGGAGCAGAUCGGUCGCGGAGCGUUUGGCGCCGCGAUUCUGGUGAACCACAAAGCGGAGAAGAAGAAGUACGUGUUGAAGAAAAUCAGGCUCGCGCGGCAGACUGAACGAUGCAGAAGAUCUGCUCAUCAGGAGAUGGCGCUUAUUGCUCGAAUUCAGCACCCUUACAUUGUGGAAUUCAAAGAGGCUUGGGUUGAGAAGGGUUGCUAUGUUUGCAUUGUUACUGGUUAUUGUGAAGGUGGAGACAUGGCUGCAUUGAUGAAAAAGUCAAAUGGGAUUUACUUUCCUGAGGAGAAACUCUGCAAGUGGUUUACUCAAUUACUUUUGGCAGUGGAAUACCUGCAUUCAAAUUUUGUUUUACAUCGCGACCUAAAGUGUUCCAAUAUCUUUCUUACCAAGGAUCAAGAUGUUCGCCUUGGGGAUUUUGGGCUUGCUAAGACACUAAAAGCGGAUGAUUUGGCUUCUUCGGUGGUAGGAACUCCCAACUAUAUGUGUCCUGAACUACUUGCGGAUAUUCCUUAUGGAUUCAAAUCUGAUAUUUGGUCACUAGGGUGUUGUAUAUAUGAGAUGGCUGCUCAUCGCCCAGCUUUUAAAGCUUUUGACAUGGCAGGUUUGAUAAGCAAGAUAAACCGUUCCUCUAUUGGCCCUCUGCCUCCCUGCUAUUCCCCAUCUUUGAAAACACUGAUAAAGGGCAUGCUGAGGAAAAAUCCUGAGCAUCGUCCAACAGCAUCUGAAGUCUUGAAGCAUCCUUAUUUAUUGCCUUAUGUUGAUCAAUAUCGUUCAUCUUUCUCUCCAACAGCCAGUUCUCCUGAAAAGCCAAUUUCUGCUGUUCAUCAUCAUCGAAAAAAUAAGCCAGACGGUCAAAAUAGUAGUAGUUCAAGUACAGAGAAAGAUAGUUUGAUGUCAAUUAUGAAAAACACUGCAAAUGCAGUGCAGAAGUGUGAUAGCAAAAGCACUGAACUAGACAUGACCUCAAUUGAGGAUGAUGGCUCUGAGCAACUCCUGCCUGAUGAAGAAGGAAAUGGCUCUAUAAAAGUCAACGACAAAACUAUUGAUCAAGAGGUGACAAAGCAGUUUAAUAAUGAACACCAUUCUAAUGUUGUAUCUAAGCAACCAAUAGCAAUUAAGAAUGUGGUGACAACAUUAAGAAAUAGAAAACUUAGAGAGACAAGUUCUCCGAUAAGAGGCAAUAGCAUAAAGGGUGGUGGUGUGUUGACGCAUAAAUUAAAUACAGAGACAUUGUCCAAAUUGCCCAAACCUAAUUUUGGUGCUUGUGAUUUGAAGCCGAAUUUGGAGGUGCCAACUAAUGCAUCUUCAAAAGCAACUCCUGCUCCUGCUAAAAGAUUGCAAGGAUCACAUACAUCAAAGCAUCAGUUACCAAUGAUUGAAUCCACACCAAAAACUAAACCUCGACAUACUGUGAUUCCACCACUGGGUCCUUCCAAACAAGUAGAAGGUCGUGAAUUUGCUGCUAAGCCAAGGGAAAAGACUCCUCCAAGCUUACUUAAACCACCUUCUUUUCCAGUACAUGUGAGGCAGACUGGGUUUGAUGUUCCCAAUGCAGCAAACAAUAGUGGAAAGUCAAGUCCAAACAAAAUGGUUCGGGAGCCUAAGGUAAGCCAUAACCAGUUGACCAACAGUCAUCUACCACUUGUUUCUAGAGAGAUUACUCGAGAGCCUUUAAAGGCUUUUGAAAGCAGUUCCAAAGGAAUGCAAACAGACAGCAGUAAUUCUGUCUCAUCUUCUUUCUCUAUUCAAGGAUUCGAACUUUCUGAUUUCGCAACCACUUUUAUUGACUUAAGUGAAACAACACUUCUUGUUGAGGAGAGUUUAAACCACGCUGAAAAUGUGGAAUCACGAGGAGAUAGCGGUUCACCUGCCUCUUAUUCGCAUUUUGAGAUGUCUGAACAAUUGUCUGAAGAAACCCCUGACAUUACAUCACACGUUCAGAAGAUAAUGACUAGUGACGAGAAAGUAGGUCCCAGUUUAUCUCCAGAUCAUUCGGUUCAAGAUGCUAAGGUAAUGUUUGCUUCUGAUGAUAGUUCUCCCAUAAAUCAGAGGAUCACAUCUGCUGGCUCCAUGUGUGAAAAUACAUCUGUAGAAUCCUCUGCUGAAAUCACAGAAGAAAUAGAAGAUGUUGAAGAUAUUUCUAAGGAGAUGUCUUCAACCAAAUCUCCUCAACAGUCACUCCCCAUUUCUGGAGAAAAAUUUGCUUGUGAAGAAUUUGGUCCAACAAGCAAACCAAAUAAUAGACAUGAUAAAGUUAGCCAGCCUAAACUUAUGUGCUUCUCCAGUGAUGACAAAUUUAUGGUGAGGGGAAGACUGUCAUCAGCGGAAGAAACUUCUCCUUUGAUCAUCUCUACUAAAAUUUCAAGCCAGAAAGUUUUGCAAGAGGAGAAAGGAACAGUUUCGGCAUCAGAAAGGCCAGCUGUUGGCCAUUUUCCUCCAGCUUUUGAUGAUGUCAUUCAUGUCAUACGCCAUAGCAGUUAUCGUGUGGGGAGUGAGCAGCCAGUAAAGGAAUCCGUGGAGAUGGGAGUUCAAAAUGUAGAUGUUGGUAAGUUUAUCAACAUUGUAAGGGAUGAUAUAGAAAUGAGAAACGUGAGCACUCCUUUGACCCUAAAAUCUUCUAAUUGCUCAGAAGCUAUUGGUUUGAAGGCAAAUAUUUCUGAAAAUAUGGAAAUUAGAAACUUGAACAAUCCUCCCAACUUAAAAUCUUCAAGUUUCACCGACUCGUUGAGCAUGAAAUCAAGUCUUUCUGACAAUCCUGGUGUCAGGGAACAAGAUGUGGAAAAUCCUGAUUCUCUUGUUGCAAAAUCUGAUUCCCCUAAGUAUAUCGGAUACACUCCUGCAGCUGAAGAAGAACCACCAGCAAAGGAAGUUUUGGAUGUUAAAUCUUCCAGGCAGAGAGCUGAGGCCCUUGAAGGACUGUUAGAAUUAUCUGCAGAUUUGCUGCAGCAAAAUAGAUUGGAGGAACUUGCAGUUGUUCUGAAGCCUUUUGGAAAAGAUAAAGUUUCCCCAAGGGAGACAGCUAUUUGGUUAGCCAAGAGUUUAAAAGGAUUGAUGCUUGACGAAAGUGGAGGACGCAGUUAAUGGGGUGUUUUAAUCCAUGGUAAGUUUGCUUGUGUUUGAUAUUUUCAAUUACUUUUCCACUUUAUAGCUUUUCAAGUGCCACUUGAAUUGAGAGAACAAACAGGCUUUAUCUCUUCUUUCACUUAUUUUGUAAUUCUUUUUAUGCUAUUGUAAAUAGUUACCAUACGAAUGAAUAACAUCAACUUACGAUCAAUUGUGUGGA
Messenger RNA from Vigna unguiculata (cowpea), 3793 nucleotides. Its product is annotated as serine/threonine-protein kinase Nek5-like. Gene Ontology annotation, cellular component: cortical microtubule. The record is from RefSeq and is a predicted model, not a curated record. Gene Ontology annotation, biological process: microtubule-based process; protein phosphorylation. Gene Ontology annotation, molecular function: ATP binding; protein serine/threonine kinase activity. Lineage: Eukaryota; Viridiplantae; Streptophyta; Magnoliopsida; Fabales; Fabaceae.